Molecule: messenger RNA, 4758 nt
Organism: Podospora pseudopauciseta
Lineage: Eukaryota; Fungi; Ascomycota; Sordariomycetes; Sordariales; Podosporaceae
Exons: 3
Coding region: 2899-4758 (619 amino acids)
Source: RefSeq, a predicted model, not a curated record
ACGGUUUCGAUGACUCAAUGGGAAGCUUCGUCCAUUGACAGGUCAAAAUGCCACGUCUGACCGCCUGCCCCGCCAUGGUGCACCCCGCGGUGAGAGGUCUUAUCUUAUCAGAGUGUAAGCCAAUCAGGUGGCAGGACUUAGAUACAAAUUAAGAGGCCCGUUGGAAUUCUCAUUUCCCAACACCACCCAAGCUCAUCAUACCUUCAUCUCCUGAUCUACUUAUGCCUCCUGCUGUGUCUGCUUCCUCGGCAGUAACUGCUGGCCUUUAUUACGCAGGAGUUCAUCGCGCUGUUCGAUCAAGUCUUUUUGGAUAUUGUGCAACCUACCGUGAUUUGGUCAGCAUUCAGAGAACCAUGAAACAGCACACAAUACAGUAUCUAGGGGCUCUUACUUCCACACGACCUCUAGAAAGAAUUCUUCAAGUUUCGUCUUGUCAACGCCUGGUGGGUCUCUCGACUUGAGGCAGAACUUGACGGCGGAAUAGAAGUCGCUUCCUGCUUUCUUCGCCCUCUUGUUGUCUUCAUCGUCGUCGUCGUCAGCCAAGACAUCGUUGAAAAUCGGCCUCAAUUCUUCGAGCGAUUUCUUGACUAUUGGGUCCGAGGUCGAAGAGUCGUGGUAUCCGAAGAAUAUCGAGUUCACGUCAACAACAGCCUUGUUGACCUGGAUUUCCUGUAACGGGCGUCCCAAGCCAAUCUCGACCAAGAUCAACCCCAGUGAGAAGAGGGGGUAUCUUUGCAGACUCGAGGCCACAUUCUUGUCCUUUGGAUCAUCGCUCAGCUUCGACUGGCACCAACAUGGCUUCAACGUCGCAGUCCCAUUGCCCGACCCAUUCGGUGUGGCUGGUGCCGCAGCGCAAGCCGCUGGCGGCACAUCCUUGUCGUCACUGCUAAGGCCUUUAACCGCAAACAGAUACCGCUGGUCGACGAGGAACGUGCUGUUGGUAGUAGUGUCGAGAGACGAAAGGUCAUACUCCUGGAUAUUGCAGCUACAUACCCAACUCAUCCACUUGGACUUGAAAAAGAGCAAGCAGAACUCGGAAAUGUGGAAAGCUCGCUUCAUUUUCCAUAUUUGAUGAUCGAUCUUGCGUAUUGGGUCGUCCACGGACUCCCUCGCUGAUUGCGAGCUUAGUUGGCUGCGCAGUGAUGUAGGCUCUGGUAGGUUGCCAACGACGUUCUGAAGCUCUUCUAGCUUCAUGGUUACGCGUUGACCUUUUGUGACCAGCUCGAGCCCUGCUUCACCGCCCCCCGCAUGACCGGAAACGACGUCGAAGGCUUCGGAGAAAAGCGUCUUGCAUCUCUCGGGCACACGAGCUGGGUCUGGGCCGAGGCUUUUGGUCUGAGAUGCUUCUGCAAUCACUUGCGAUCUUGGUUCUAUCCCGUCAUGCGGGCGCUGGCGAAAGAAGAGGUCGAGUUCGAUAUCCAACUCGAGUUUUCGUCCCCUACCCAAGCAGCAGUCCCGAAGCUGGUUGGACGUCAACCACGUGUGCAUGGCAAGCUUCACCAGGUGGUGCUGGUGUCCAAACUGAUGCAGAGCCGAGGUCUCGGGUGGCCGUGGUUCUUUUUCUCCAAAAUCUUGACGUCUCCAGAGACGCCAGUAGGCCUCGUCGCUCAUCGUAUCCAGGCCCAAGACGAGCGUGUCAAGGGUUUCGAGGAUUCUGUUUAUGUUGCCUCCCGAUCGGAACAAGACAUCCCGCCCCUUUUUCCUAAAGAUACCGAAACAACCUCCUCCCCGGUCAAUCCUGCGAGUGUUGAGCAGCUUUUGGAGCUUGGCCACCUCGUCUUGGAUACACUUGACGUGCUCUGUUAUUUCAGAAGCGGAAGAGCCCCAGAACUUGGACUGCAGGCUUCCUUGCUGUCCCGCCUCCUCGGAAUACACCAUCCACCGCCAUUGCCACUUUUCUAUGUUUUUUAUGAUCUUGAGCAACUUCACCCAUCGAGCGCGGUCGAAGAAUUCGUAGUUCUUCCAAUCGGUCGCGUCGGAAGCGAGUGACGGGAAGGCAUCGCGGAAAGUUGUGAUGAUACUAAGGAUCGUCCCAAAGAGUGAGAUUGCCUCCAUUGCGCCUCGCGAAUGACCUUGGGCUGAUUAGACCGAAGCCUAUUGCCCCAGGUCACUCUAUCGUGUUCAGAUGGGCUGAAUUGGCUUUCCCAGGCUGAGCGUCGGCGGUAUUUCGGGUUACUGCUGGAGAGGUGCAUAGAUCGAAUGGCGGGCCUGGAGCACAGGGUGGAGAGCGAAGUGAAAGGCACGCAAGGCCUCACCUUCGUCGAGUUCGCAAUUCGCGAUGAUGGCGAUGGGGGCACGCGGAGGCGUAGUACUGUCCCAGGAGAAGUUCUCCGCCAGAACAGAGCGUGAUGGUCGCAUGAAGAGAGGGGAACACCCCAUGCGCCAGAUUUCCCUGAGGUGUGGCCGAGGGAUGCGCCAAAGGCAAGGCUGGGAGUAACACAACACCAAGUGGGUGGCCUCUUAUGUGUUGUCGCUGCCCAAUUUGACCUAUAGCCGCCAACAUGAGCUGCGAUGGCUGGAGCGGUCCAGUGAUUCCUGCGGCACAGUUGCAUGAAUGCACCCGGGCUAUGGUCAAUUGAGGUUCGCUAAUUCGCCUUCAUUGGACGGAACGCCUGCAGCUGAGCAUCGAGACCCAUACUCACGACCAUAUCUGGUGUCGGUCGGUCAACCUGCCUGCAUUUGCGACGCUGGCAUUGCAAAACCGACAUGGGAUAACCCCUCGCAAUCAGUUCUCGAACGGCGCCGACGUCAAGGCUUUCUGCCCUCUGUCUACAUUCGCCUCGAAUAUCUCCAGCUCCGCGUCUGACGUCGCUGUCGGCGACAUACGACUCGACCUCAGCAAUCACCCUUGUGGUUCACUCUGCUUUUGUGGGGAAGAUUAGAAUCUAACACCACAACAUGGCCGAGGCCGAUGGCGUCGGCAUCGCCGCCAUUAUUCUAGCUGCUGGCGCAUUCAUCGUCUCGGUCGUUUUUCUUGCCGCCCAUUUGUUUUCUAAACCCACCGGCUUCGACCACUGGGACAGCGGAAUGAUGGGCAAAUGGGCCGACUACAGAAAAACGAAGACUUACGGCUUGUUAUCCUUCUCGCGGGGACGACGGACCGUGACAGAAGCUGAGCUACCGGUCAUCUUCCUCGCUCCUCGCAACAAUGCGCGCGGCCCUGUUCAAGGCAAGCCGAUCUGGUAUAUCGAUGGCUCGCGCCAGAGCUGUGAGGAUACCAGAGUGAUCUACGAUCCGGACCCUGGCCCCUCGAGCUUCGGAGAUAAAAAGAUUCAUACAGUUCAUAACGAGCGGGCGUCUUGGGUGAGGUUGCUGGAGACGAUUCAAGGGAUGGAGAGAGACUCGAUAGCCUGGGAAAUGGACAUGUGGCGCAGUGUUGAAGGGGUCAAUGCUGGUGGGAUUUCGAGGAUAUCACGCAAUUUUGAGUUUCCAACUUUGGCUGUCGGCGUCCAAAGCACCAUCCGCACAUUCGAUGAGACGUCCGUUUUACGUCGGCCUUAUGCCACGACAACCAUUACCCACCUGAUCGAGCUCACGGCGACAUUAGGCCUCUACUGGAAGAGGUUCGACCAGGACGAGGAUGUGUAUCGAGCCGAGGGAAAUGGAAUGAGCAUCCACGGAUACCGAGUGCGCGAGUUUGGUCUCGUCUUUACGUUUGCAAAGACAGGCAUCACAAACUUCAGGAACCAUCGCGUGAUCCCGACGGAGGAAGUAAAGGAGCUCUGCUAUGGAAACGUACCAACGAUCUAUCGCCUUCGAGACUGGGAGGAUAAAACCCUGCGUAAUCCUGAUGCGACCAGGAGGCAGAAGGAGCUCAAGACAUUGCAGCUAGGAAGCCGUCGAGAGAUCGCUGCGACACUCUCACUGAUAGGAUGCGACAGCAACACGAUUGAGCAUUUCUCGAAGGGACAUUCCCGACAAAACCACUUUUUUCCAAUUAUUUUCGAGCUUCUAGGAAUGCUCGGCCGCACUCUCCAUCAAAAGGACCGUUGUUACACCUAUCUUCCGAACCCCACCAUAUAUGCCUGGGAGACGAGGGCUUUUUCAUUGAGGUUACUCCUCACGGCCUUUUCCCAUCAUCUCGAUACAAUCGCUGCACGGGACGACUCGAAGCGGACGUCGUCCGACCUGGAAGUAUUAGCCGAGCAAGCGGCCAUAUUGAGAGAAAGCCUGCCCCCUACAAAGGACGAAGGCUAUGACCCCAAGCAACUCAAUGUCCUGAAUGACUCCAUCAGCGCAGCCGACGCCAUCCUCGCGGCGGUUCCCAAGCCGCUGGUUCUAGAUGUGAUUCAGCGACACAUCCAUACCGUGCAUUCGGCCCUCAACCCAGAGCAUGGCGAAAAGCCUAUCCGCUCGCUCGUCAACCUACUCAAUGCGCCACGCGGCGAGCGCGAGGCGGAAUUCAUGGCAGCCUACUUCGAUGACGUCCGCCCAAUAGUCACAGACAUUGGCUUACCAGACCCGUCCCGAUUCCUGUGGGCUCGGCUGGAAGAAGGUGCCAGCUUCGACUCCAACGGCGAGAAAACACGCCAGAUCGAAGCCGAGUUGCGGCAACCGGCGGGCGACAAACCAGCACCCACACCCCGGCUUGCUCGAGACGACACGGAAGCGAGGAUAGACCCGGGGCGGAACACGGUGUGGUGCACGCUGGUAUUUCGGAUGAUUUGCUGGCUGCUGCUGCACAACUUUGAUCAGAACGAUGUGCAGAUGCCAAAGAGUGAACUGUUGGGGAGUCGGUUGCCAGUGUAUAUUAUUUAG